UUCUGUUUCUCUCUCUCUUCUCUCUCUCUCUCUCAUGAGUAUUGAAGGCACUCUUGCAACCGCACUGACAACACUUUAAUUACCCCCCAUCAUCGGUGCUGCUUCUCCUAAAUUUAUAUAUCCGAUUCUUCUUUCUUUUUUUAUCUCUGUUUUCCCUUCCACUUUCCUCGGCGCUCUUUCCCAUGUUUCUUGAUUCUUCAACCACAAGCCAAAGUAUUUUUUAAUCUUUUUUCCCGUCUGUUGUUUCGCAUUCCGACAACAUUUCCGGCGAUACUAAGCAACCGAGCUUCGCCCCUGCUGCACAUGUGUUUUUGAAGCUCUGCUUUUCUAUUUAUCCUCUCUUCAUUACCACUUUCGUUUUAUCCAUGCAGAAUAAACUUUAAUUCAGACCAACUUUUUUUUUUUUACGACUGAAAAAUGUUGGUGCUUGUAAACACAGCCGCUGCUCUGCUACUGUUUCCGUUACUUGUGUUUGUUCAAUCUCUGGACCCGGCCUUCAACGACGACGUUUUGGGGCUCAUAGUCUUCAAAGCUGGCCUAACCGACCCACAAUCAAGGCUCACCUCUUGGAACGAAGAAGACGACUCCGCCUGCAACUGGGUCGGAGUCAAAUGUGACCCGACUUCCAAUCGGGUCUCCGAGCUUCUUCUUGAUGGCUUCUCUUUAUCCGGCCAUCUCGGAAGAAGCUUAAUUAGACUCCAGUCCCUCAAAGUUUUGCAAUUGUCAAGAAACAAUUUUUCAGGCACAAUAAACCCCAUUCUCACACAAAUCCCUUAUUUGGAAACCAUUGAUCUGAGUCAAAACAGUUUAUCAGGGUCCAUACCCGAAGAGAUUUUCCAACAAUGUGGGUCCUUGAAGGAAAUUUCACUGGCCAAGAACAACCUCACCGGCUUAAUCCCACAAUCCCUAACUUCGUGCACAAAUUUGAAGAGGCUCAACUUUUCAUCGAAUCUUCUUUCAGGUCAGCUCUUUUCUGGGUUGUGGUCUUUGAGUUCGCUUCGGUUGUUAGAUUUGUCUGAUAAUCUAUUCGAGGGUGAGAUUCCUAUAGGGAUAGAUAGUUUGUCUGUCUUGAAAGCUGUUAGCUUUAGUAAGAAUAAAUUUGUGGGUUGGUUGCCUGAGAAUAUUGGAAACUGUUUACUGCUGAAAUCUGUUGAUUUUGGUGGAAAUUAUUUCUCCGGUGGGCUUCCUAUUUCGAUGAGAAAACUCGGGUUCUGCAGAUAUCUUGAUGUGAGUGGGAAUUUAUUAGCAGGGGAUUUUCCUGAUUGGAUUGGAGAUAUGAGAAGCUUGGAGUUCUUGGAUGUUUCAAGUAAUAAUUUUUCCGGUCAGAUACCGGUUACUGUGGGUAAUCUCCAAUCCUUAAAAGAAGUAAAUUUUUCCAACAAUCGUUUCACGGGUAACUUGCCCGAAUCUUUUGGGGAUUGUGUGAAUAUUAAGGUUCUUGAUGUUGGCCAGAAUUUGCUUUCUGGUAAUAUGCCUUCAUGGAUUUUCAAGCUAUCUUUGGAGAGAGUUUCUCUCUCUGGUAACAGAUACAGUGGAAGCAUGGUCAUUCCUUCUUGGAUGCAAUCAUAUCAAAUCUUACGAGUCCUCGAUUUAUCAUCCAAUGCUUUAACCGGCGAAAUCCCAUCAGCUAUUGGGAAUUUCAGUCAAUUGCAGGCGUUGAAUAUAUCUCGAAACUCCUUAGUUGGUUCGAUUCCUGCGAGUAUUGGUCAACUUAACACAACUUUAGUUCUUGAUAUGAGCUACAAUCAGCUGCAUGGGAGCAUUCCAGUAGAAAUCGGGAACUGCUCUUCUCUAACCUCGUUGGUUUUGUCUCGGAACAAUCUCACGGGACCCAUCUCCGUUUCGAUCGCCACUCUAUCGAACCUCGAACUACUCGACUUGUCGUUCAACAACUUCUCAGGCAGCCUACCGAAAGAACUGACGAAUCUCUCCCACCUCGUAACAUUCAAUGUCUCGUUUAACAAUCUCGAAGGUGAACUUCCUGUCGGAGGUUUCUUCAACACAAUCACUCCCUCCUCGGUCACAGGCAACCCAUCCCUUUGUGGGUCCAUAGUCAACCACUCCUGUCCAGCUGUCCACCCCAAGCCCCUUGUCCUAAACCCUAACUCCUCUGUCUCGAACCACACCCCUCUGUCACAGAAUCUCCGUCACAAGCGGAUUGUACUUAGCAUAUCCUCCCUUGUAGCCAUCGCUGCUGCUAUAUUCAUAGCUCUCGGUGUGGUCAUUGUCUCGAUUCUCAAUGUAAAAGCCCGUACAUCUAUGGCCCGGUCAGCCAAUGCAUUGACAUUUUCGGGUACGGGCGACGAUUACAGCCCGUCGAAUGAAACGGAAGCUAAUAGUUAUGGGAAGCUGGUUAUGUUCUCGGGCGACGUGGAUUUUGAAAGCGGGGCCCACGCACUGCUCAACAAGAACUGCGAGUUGGGGCGGGGUGGGUUCGGGUCGGUUUACAAAACGGAUCUUCGAUGCGGGCGGGCCGUGGCCAUCAAGAAGCUCAACACCACGAGCUUGGUGAAAUCACGAGACGAUUUCGAGAGGGAGGUUAAGAGACUCGGGAAGAUUAAACACGAGAAUCUCGUCCAGCUGGAGGGAUAUUAUUGGACCCCGUCCCUGCAGCUGCUCAUCAACGAGUACAUCUCCGGUGGAAGCUUGCACAAGCAUCUGCACGAAGUAGAAUAUUCCGGAAGCUUGCUGACGUGGCGGCAGAGAUUCAAGAUAAUCGUGUGUACGGCUAAAGGUCUGGCCCACCUGCACAGACUUAAUUUAAUUCACUAUAACAUUAAGUCGAGUAAUGUAAUGAUAGAAGUAUCCGGAGAGGCAAAGGUGGGCGAUUUUGGACUGGCGAAGCUAUUGCCAGCAUUGGAUCGUUAUAUACUGAGCAGCAAAGUGCAGAGUGCACUUGGUUAUAUGGCUCCUGAAUUCGCAUGCCAAACUGUGAAAAUUACCGAAAAGUGCGAUGUUUAUGGAUUUGGGGUUUUGAUUCUCGAGGUUAUAACGGGGAAAAGGCCUGUGGAGUAUAUGGAAGAUGAUGUGGUCGUGCUUUGCGAUAUGGUGAGAGAAGCAUUAGAUGAAGGGAGGGUAGAAGAGUGCAUUGAUAAGAAGCUUAAUGGUGGUUAUUCAAUGGAGGAGGCUAUUCCGGUCAUUAAGCUAGGGUUGAUUUGUGCUUCUCAGGUGCCUUCGAAUCGACCGGAUAUGGAAGAAGUGAUAAGGAUUCUGGAGUUGAUUCAGUGUCCCAGUGAGAGUCAAGAAGAAUUGGAGUAAUUUUUUACGGUAUCGAAAAGAAUUUUUUAAGUUCAAAAAAAAUGUGUUGGUAUUUUGCGAUCGAUCGGGUGAAGAGGAAUCCGUUUUUUUUUUUUUUGUUUGAUAGAUGAAGAAAAUAGAUCCAUGUAUGUAUUUGCUAUGAUAUUUGAAGAUGGUUUUGUUUAUUAGUAGCUUUUUUGUCUUUCUUUUCGAGUAAAUUUUGCUUCUGAGGAGUAAUAUUUAUGAUUAAUCUUGAUCCA
Erythranthe guttata (spotted monkey flower) is the source of this 3497-nucleotide messenger RNA. Its product is annotated as Leucine-rich receptor-like protein kinase family protein. Gene Ontology annotation, biological process: protein phosphorylation. The record is from RefSeq and is a predicted model, not a curated record. NCBI's taxonomy places the organism in Eukaryota, Viridiplantae, Streptophyta, Magnoliopsida, Lamiales, Phrymaceae. Gene Ontology annotation, molecular function: ATP binding; protein binding; protein kinase activity.